AUGACCACAGAGAGCUUUACAGAGCUCCUGAAUAAGCUCAAGGAAAUCCAUGAAAAAGAGGUCCAAGGUCUGCACAACAAGCUGACGGAGCUGACGACAGAGAAGUGCUGUGAUGCUCAGAGAAUUGAGGAGUUGUUUGCUAAAAAUCACCAAUUAAGGGAACAACAAAAGGUCCUUAAAGAAAAUGUAAAAGUGCUAGAAAACAGGCUGCGAGCAGGUCUCUGCGACAGAUGCAUGGUCACACAGGAGCUGGCCAAAAAGAAGCAGAAUGAGUAUGAGACCUCCCAUUUCCAGAGUCUGCAACACAUCUUCAUCCUCUCUAACGAGAUGAAUCGCCUGAGGGAAGAGAACAAAACUCUCAAGGAAGAACUGAAGAAGCUCCGGAGCCUGGAAGACAGGACAAAGACUCCAGGAGUCACCUCCAGAGAAAGCAGCUCCACACCAAGCUCCCCUUUGGCUUUACUGUCCCCAGUGAGCAGGAGUGUUGCCACUGAGAAAGCAGCUCACAGAGAAGCAGAAGAAUCCCACCAUGACGUGGAGGACCUUGAGUUGGGAGAAGAAAAACCUGCAGCACAGAGAAGGUCUCCAAGCAGCAGGAGUUCCUCAGGUACUGUCCUCCAAGAAGUCAGCCUUGCCGAAAUGGCAUCCCAGAGGAUCUCCAACCAGCUGCAUGGAACCAUUGCCUUGGUGAGACCUGGCUCCAGACCCUGCCUCCUGGAAAAAAGUCCUUCAGGAGCAGCAGUGUCCCCACCAGCAAGAAAGACUCCUCUCCCUCCAGAGCGUGAGCACAGUCCCAGCCUUGAGGCCUAUUUAUCAGCAAGCAAACUGGACUCUUCAAAGGUUGCUCCAUCCUAUGAAAACCUAAAACUGACUGCCCGGAGGGAGCAGCUCUGCCUCCUUCAUAAGCACCUUUCCCUGCACCACCUGGGGCUGGCGAGUCACUGUGGCUCAGCUGAUCGGGACAAGCAGCUUCUCCCCAAAGACAGUGACAGCAGGACACGGUCAGGAGACAGCUGGGAAGAUCACGCAGCCUUGCUGAAGCUCCCUGCUGCCAUGGUGUAUGUGAGAGAUCAGCAUCUGGAGGAGAAGCUACACCUCCUCAAGCACCGGGAGCGGCUGCAGCAUCUCCUCAUGCAGCAGUGCCAGCCAGGCCAGAGGGCAGAGAGAGACCCAAAGCUCACACCUGAGGAGCGACCCCUCUCCCCAUGGCUGAGGAUCACAGCAGGGUGUAAGGAGGAAAGGUCCUUCCUGGAGGAUGCUGCGGAUGGGAAGGAAGAGAAGGAGCUUUGGCUGAGCCGGGACAGGUCCGAGCUCCGAGUAAAGGUGAAGGAACCAAGGGAAGAUGAUGCAGACACACCGCUGGAUCUGUCAGACUCCAGCCGUGGCAGGGAAGCAGACUGGCACAACCACAGGGAGGCACAGGGGUCUGACAGCCCUCGGCUGAGCCCCAGGGAGAGCCCCACUGUGCUGGCAGCCCGUGGUCCCAGCGGGAGACACGGGGCACAGCGGGACAACCCACGCUUCCCCUACCACUGGCCCAGUACCACCCGGGCACUGCCUGGUGCUGCCAAGAAGGAGGAGGAGGAGGAGGAAGAGGAUGCAGCUGUGCUCACACUCUCACGGGCACAUCUGACAAACAACUCCACAUCAAGUGACCCAGAGGCCCUUCCAGAGACUGGAGUGAGACGGGAUGUGAGUGUACAGAAGGGAGAAGAAGAUGACAAUGAUGCUGAGUCUGGGAAGCAGGAAUCCGAUGAGCCAGAUACGACGGACAGUGAGGAGGCUGCCCCGUAUGAAGACGAUAUCGUACAAGAAGGUGAGGCUGAUGGGAAAUACUUUUGCACCAAAGAUAAAGCUCAUGUGCUGCAGAAGAAAAGAAAAAGAGGACAGGAUUCCUGGACAAAAGGAGCUAAAAAGUCAAUGAGAGGAAGAAAGAAAAUCAAAGUGGAGCAGUGCCCAGUGGGGAUCACAAAGGAACUGGAGAAUUGCUCUGCUUCCCACAAGGACAGCUCUGAGGAGAGCUAA
Molecule: messenger RNA, 2025 nt
Organism: Acanthisitta chloris (rifleman)
Lineage: Eukaryota; Metazoa; Chordata; Aves; Passeriformes; Acanthisittidae
Gene: RBBP8NL
Product: RBBP8 N-terminal like
Biological process (GO): DNA double-strand break processing involved in repair via single-strand annealing; double-strand break repair via homologous recombination
Cellular component (GO): site of double-strand break
Molecular function (GO): Y-form DNA binding; single-stranded DNA binding; double-stranded DNA binding
Source: RefSeq, a predicted model, not a curated record